Messenger RNA from Laccaria bicolor S238N-H82, 1404 nucleotides. RefSeq lists its product as uncharacterized. NCBI's taxonomy places the organism in Eukaryota, Fungi, Basidiomycota, Agaricomycetes, Agaricales, Hydnangiaceae. The record is from RefSeq and is a predicted model, not a curated record. The transcript is spliced from 3 exons. The coding region runs from base 1 to 1404 and encodes 467 amino acids.
AUGGCCGACUCAACACCGAAUAAUAUGACCGCGCCUUCUAGGUUUCCCGAUCUCGGUAUAUUUUCUGAAAAGUUCGAAAUUACAAGCGUCAAGACUGACCCAGUCCGCUGGAAUAAGGACUGGGAAAAGGGGCUUCGCUCCUUGUCUGGUCAUGAUGUCUACGCCGGGUUCCGAGACAGGAUUCAGGAUUUUUUGGGAGAGAACGACUCUUCUGCUUUAUGCGAAGAGAUUACAAGACGGGCCCUGAAAUACCAGCAGGUGACGCGAGAGAUGUGGGAUGUCAUGAUGACGGAUUUUCGCACAGCGUGGGCAUUGGUGGAGGAAAAAGAGCGCAAGAAGCAUCUUAUGCAGGGUUUGCAAGCAGCUUGCGAAUUCGCCGUUCUUGGCGAGGACUCGCGUGCGCUGUGUCCAGAGAUCAGUGUCAGUUCGAUGUUGAAGGACCGUGGAAAAGGCUUUGUCGCCUUUAUCAGCAAUUUCCACGAGAACUUGAAGGAGGCAGAUUCGGAAGCUCUCUACACUCUUCCGAGUCAGUGGUGGGCGGGGGCCGUGGAUGCGUCAGAUCUCACAGAAAAUACGCACAUAUCUCAGCUUCUCACAGCCGAAAGGAAUGAGUUUUUGGGGCUAUCCGUCAUGGGUGACUUCGCCCACGGCAGCCCUGGAAUGGACCCAGUCACCAAGAUGAUGACGGCUGAACCCGGUCUUGCAAGGGUAUGGGGGGAAACAAUGUCAUCAGCCCCCUCCAAACCUGUCAUUCGUUGCGAAAAUUGUGGCAAAAGUCCCGAUAUGUUUGAAGGCGACAAAAAAUUCAUGCUGUGCAGUGCCUGUAAAGCGAAGCUCAAUUUUACGGUGCACUACUGCUCCCAGCUGAAGGGUACAAUCAACGAUCCAUUCUGGCAGUAUCCCAGUGUACCGGAUCAUCUUCGUUCCCUACCUAUCAACGAUUCCGGUUCUGUCUCGAUUAGCGCUAUGGGGUUUGCAACCCCAGACCCCUCCCAUCCGCGGUCUCCGGCUCUGCAAAGGCAGAUCUCGCUUCUCAGCGGCGAUGUUGAAGCCGAUUACUUCCUCUUCGAUGAAGUUCAACGUCCCAUCCGGGUGGAGGUCCCUUCCCCGUUUUUGAAGCUUACCUUCCGCACCAUGCGUGGGGAUGCUAUGUCCGCUCGCUCACAAAAAGGGGUCGAAGUUAUUGCUGAAUAUCUUCUCAACCGCAUGGGGGAUCAUCCGGGAUUGAGCCGAGAGCGGAUCCUACAGCAAUUUGGCGAAGAGUAUGGCGAGGAUGUGAUUGAAUUAGUCUUGGAAUUUGAGAAGUUGGCGGAAAAGAAUGGUUUACCACCUGGUACAACUUUUUUGGAUAACAUGGGCAAGAAACUGAGUGCCUCCUUGCCCGUGGUGAACAAACGCCCAUGA